Vigna angularis (adzuki bean) is the source of this 564-nucleotide messenger RNA. RefSeq lists its product as uncharacterized. The record is from RefSeq and is a predicted model, not a curated record. The transcript is spliced from 3 exons. Lineage: Eukaryota; Viridiplantae; Streptophyta; Magnoliopsida; Fabales; Fabaceae. The coding region runs from base 10 to 390 and encodes 126 amino acids.
GAUGAUGACAUGGCUGAAGCGGAGGAUGAUCCUCUAUCAAAGCUGAUGACAAGAUUACCCAGGUUGAAGAAAGCACCAUUAGAACUAUACUGGGAUUUGCGAGUAUUUGGUCUUCCCCCACAUGUGCCAGUUUAUAUCACAUUAUCUGAUGCAUUGGAGAUGAUUGGGAGAGACCGGAUGUUGAAUAUUUCCAUCAUUCAGCUGUGGUGCAUGUACAUGGACACAAUCGUUGUAGAACAAGGUCGGUCUUCCAUGUACGGAUUUAUUGAACCUCAGACCAUUCAACCGUCUGGUAACACACUUCAAAACAGACAACAAUAUUUGCAAACAUGGAUGGAUGAGUCAAAAAGAGAUGUAUACCUUGUGCCAUACAUUGAUGGCAUGCAAUAGCAGCUGAUGGUCAUCAUUCCCAAAGCAUGUAAAAUUAUAUGGUUUUGUUCGUUGCAUAGGAAGAUGAAAAAUGACUUGAGAACAAUGCUUCAAGGGUAAGUGUUUCUCCAAAAAUGACUUUGAAUUUGAUGUUCACCUUCAACUUUUAUGAUAAAUAUAGUCAUAUUAAUUAUA